Molecule: messenger RNA, 4166 nt
Organism: Marchantia polymorpha subsp. ruderalis
Lineage: Eukaryota; Viridiplantae; Streptophyta; Marchantiopsida; Marchantiales; Marchantiaceae
Source: the annotation of a GenBank genome assembly
CUCUUGUUCGAGCGACUACUGCUUCGCUCCGUCGUCUUCUUCUGCUUGCGCGGUCGCGAGUAGGCAAGUGGAGGCAGGCAGGCAGGCAGGGAAGAGCAGCGAGGCGAGGAGAGGAGAGGAGAGGAGAGGAGAGGAGGCAGCAGGAGGCAAGGCAAGGCAGGGCAGGCGAGGGAUGGGACGGGCCCCGAGCAGAUCGAAUGAUCGACGAUCAAUUUGAUUGAUGGCAGGAUCGCCAGGAGGGAGAGAAUUUGGAUCCGACUGGGAGCGUCGGAGUGUGGUGGGAUCGAGGGAUGGAGCGGUUUUCUCGACGCGUGGACGUGAUGGAUCGACGGAUUGAGGUGGAAAAAAGGGAGGACAGAUAGGACGAACGGGGGUGGGAAAGAAUCUCAAGACUCGGAUAGGUGGAGGAUAGGCUGGUAUUUGCAGGGUUCGCGAAGAUCUGAAUUGGCGACGAGAGUACAGUAGCAGCAGAGAUGGCUCUCUCGGGCAUGAGAGGGCUCUCAGUGUUUAUUAGCGAUGUGAGGAAUUGUCAAAAUAAGGAGCAGGAGAGAUUGCGCGUCGACAAGGAGCUUGCUAACAUCAGGACGCGGUUCAAAAAUGAGAGAGGUUUAACGCCUUACGAAAAGAAGAAGUAUGUAUGGAAAAUGCUGUAUAUAUACAUGCUCGGCUAUGAUGUUGAUUUUGGGCACAUGGAAACUGUUGCCCUCAUAUCUGCACCGAAGUAUGCAGAGAAGCAGGUGGGGUACAUCGUUACAUCCUGCUUGCUAAACGAGAAUCACGACUUCCUCAGGCUUGUCAUCAACACUGUGCGGAAUGACAUCAUCGGUCGUAAUGAAACUUUCCAGUGCCUUGCUCUUACAAUGGUUGGCAACGUUGGUGGUAAAGAAUUUUCUGAAUCAUUGGCUCCGGACGUUCAAAAGCUUCUGAUCUCUAGCACCUGCAGACCUCUUGUUCGGAAGAAAGCUGCACUUUGCCUUCUACGAUUAUACAGGAAAAAUCCAGAUGUUGUGAACGUGGAUGGAUGGUCAGAGCGCAUGGUUCAGCUGUUGGACGAAAAGGACAUUGGAGUACUCACAGCAGUUAUGAGUUUGCUGGUGUCUCUGGUGGCCAACAAUCCUGAAGGUUAUUGGAACUGCGUUCCAAAAUGCGUCCGUACUCUUGAACGCUUGACUAGGAGCCAGGAUAUUCCUCAGGAAUACACAUACUACGGCAUUCCUUCACCUUGGCUGCAGGUCAAGACCAUGAGAGUUUUGCAGUACUUUCCUGCCAUAGAAGACCCUACCAUCCGAAGGUCUCUUUUUGAGGUCUUACACCGCAUUCUAAUGGGGACUGACGUCGUGAAGAACGUGAACAAGAACAAUGCUUCACAUGCCGUGCUGUUCGAAGCCCUUGCCCUGGUAAUGCACCUUGAUGCAGAAAAGGAAAUGAUGUCACAAUGCGUGGCACUUCUCGGUAGGUUUAUAGCAGUCCGGGAGCCCAACAUACGGUAUCUAGGCCUGGAGAAUAUGACAAGAAUGCUCUUGGUAACAGAUGUACAAGAUAGUAUCAAAAGACAUCAAGCACAAAUUAUCAGUUCUUUGAAGGAUCCAGAUAUCAGUAUCCGGAGGAGGUCCUUAGAUCUGCUUUACGGAAUGUGUGAUGUCAGCAACGCCAAAGAUAUUGUUGAGGAGCUUCUUCAGUACUUGACGACAGCAGAUUUCGGAAUUCGCGAAGAACUUGCCCUCAAGGCUGCCAUCCUCGCUGAAAAGUUUGCUCCAGAUUUGUCCUGGUACGUCGAUGUGAUACUUCAACUUAUUGAGAAGGCAGGAGACUUUGUAAGUGAUGACAUCUGGUAUAGAGUGGUCCAGUUCGUGACAAAUAAUGAAGACCUUCAGGCAUACUCAGCAGCUAAAGCUCGAGAGUACUUGGAUAAGCCUGCUGUUCAUGAAACUAUGGUCAAGGUUGCGGGAUAUUUGUUAGGAGAGUACAGUCAUCUGUUGGCGAGAAGGUCUGGCUGCAGUCCGAAGGAAAUUUUUAUUAUUGUUCACGACAAGUUCCCAACUGUCACGACAUCAACGAAGGCCUUACUUCUAUCAGCCUACGUGAAAUUACUGAUGCACUCUCAACCUCCUGAGCCAGAGUUGCAAGAGCUUGUGUUGGGAGUGUUUAAGAAGUACGAGAGCUAUGUUGAUGCUGAAGUACAGCAACGUGCCGUGGAGUAUUUCGCUCUAAGUCGGAAAGGAGCAUCAAUGAUGGAUAUAUUAGCUGAAAUGCCGAAGUUCCCCGAAAGACAGUCGGCUCUUCUGAAGAAAGCAGAAGAUACAGAAGGUGAUUCAGCAGAGCUAAGUGCCACCAAGUUGCGAUUACAACAGCAAGUAUCCACGGCAUUGGUUGUUUCUGAUGCUAAACCUAAUGGGGCAUCGGCUGUUCCGCUUACCAGAUUAUCAUCUGCACCUCGCAACAUUGACCAAAUGGGACUACCUGAAGUAGCACCUCAACCUCCUCCAUAUGCAAAUGGAGCCGUACCAAGAGCUGCACCAGCCACUGGAGCUGCUCCCCCGGCUCCUCCCGCCGCACCUGCUCCGGCUCCUGCUCCUAGCCCAGCGGAUCUUCUUGGUGAUUUGAUGGCACCCCUUGCCAUUGAAGCACCUCCUGGUGUUGGUCCUGCAGCUGCACCCGUAGCUUCGACUCCAGCGAGCGCAAUCCUGGCAUUGGAGGCACCUCCUUCAGCCGGCCUAGCUCCCGCCCCUCCUGCUGCCGGAGAUUCGUUGGCUUUGGCUUUAAUGGAUGGGCCUCCUCAAGUGCAGCCGAUUGGCAGUAUCGCAGAUUGGUUCCGCUCUCUCUCUAUAAAGGAGAGCGGUGUUCUUUACGAAGAUCCCUUGAUACAGAUUGGUAUCAAGACAGAUUGGCGGGGCCCUCAUGGAAGAAUGUUCUUGUUUUUUGGUAACAAGAACGCUGCACCUUUGACAUCAGUGAAAGCUGUGGUCGCUGCUCCUUCAAAUUUGCGUGUGCAGCUAACUACAGUUCCAGAAAUUAUACCACCCAGAGCGCAGGUUCAAUCGCCCCUUGAUGUCGUAUGCAUACACGCCAGCAGAGAAGUACCUGUUCUGGAUUUCUCAUACACCAGUGUCAACGUCCCUGUGAGUCUGAAGUUGCGCUUGCCAGUGGUCAUGAACAAGUUCUUGCAAGCUACACCUGUUUCUGCACCUGAUUUCGUUGCAAAAUGGAGGGCUCUGGCCGGUCCACCAACGAAACUCCAAGAAGUGGUGCGAGGAGUAAAACCUUUGCCACUCCCUGAGAUGGCGGAUUUGUUCACUUCUCUGCAUGUUGGUGUCGCUCCUGGACUGGACCCCAACCCAAACAAUAUCGUUGCAGCUGCAACUUUCUACUCAGAGACCGGAGGAGCCACUUUGUGUCUGAUUCGCGUUGAAACGGAUCCUGCCGAUAGGACGCAAGUUCGUAUAACUGUUGCUACUCCAGAUCCAACCACGAGUUUCGAAUUUAAGGAGUUUAUUAAGGAGCAGCUGAUUGAAAUUCCUUACGCUGCCGCUCCACCUCCUCCACCACCGGCUCCAUCGCCCGCAUCAAUGGGAUUGACAGGCCCUGCUGCUGUUCUUGCUGGUCUGAUUUAGUUCUAAAGAAUGUCCAAUGAAAAAUAUUCCAUCCUGUUCAUUAGUUUAUAAACGUGGUGACCUCUCACAGAAUCUGCGCAGUAUCGCAACCGGUAAUGUUUUUGGAAGGUUGUAUUUAGUUCGCAGUCAAUGGUACCACAUCAAUUGAUACGGCACAUAUAAGACACAAUCAAUUUUCUAAAAGAGUAGGGUCCACCAACAGAGCUGAGCUGGUAUCUGGUUACGGGUACAAUAGGUUUUGAGCCAGCAGGGUAAAUGGUCUUCUUGCUUUUGGUAGAAUGGUCAUUCGUGUUGUUGGGUAGACCUUACGCGCUAAGGUGGUGGUUAAAUUGAGCUGGUCCCAUGCAAGCUUUUUAAGUGAAGCUUGCUCCUGUUCACAUGAUGAGAGAUUGUCUUUGGAAUUGAGGAGGUUACUGUGUUUGACUCUAGGAUAGGUAUGUCCAGUACAGAUGCAUACCAUUAAUGCAGUGCCAUUGUAAUAGAAUAUAAUUCAGCCUAAAUUUCAGUAUUGAAUUCAUUCAAUAAAAUUGAAAGCAACAUCACGUUGACACGUGU